Drosophila eugracilis is the source of this 1205-nucleotide messenger RNA. RefSeq lists its product as uncharacterized. The transcript has a single exon. The record is from RefSeq and is a predicted model, not a curated record. The coding region runs from base 124 to 771 and encodes 215 amino acids. NCBI's taxonomy places the organism in Eukaryota, Metazoa, Arthropoda, Insecta, Diptera, Drosophilidae.
AUUUUGUAAUGUAAAUUCAUCGUGUGUAGUGUAGUUUUGUCAUAGAACAUUAAUGUCAACACCAGAUAAGGAGCUAUUGGGUAGGCGAACUCUGGACGCGGACACUUAAACACUACAACCGAAAUGUCCACCAAGCAAGACUGCCUGGAACUGCUCAGUUUGCUUGUGCAUGCCAAGAAUCCGAAACCACAAGAGUUGAAGCCAUGUAACCAGCAUGAGCUACUGAUGCAGCUCAUCAGCCGUCGAAAGGAACAGCUGACCAAGAACCAACUCGCGGAUUUACUUUGGAACAUUUCCAACGGACCAAAAAAGAAGACCUCCAGAUCGAAGAGACGACAGUGCGGUGGGAUGGACUGCAUUUCAGAGCCCACCGAUGCCGAAGUAGUGUUCGGGUGCCGGGAAAAGAUGCCACCUUCAACUAUUGCCCAGACAGGCUGGGAAAGAUCACGUAUCGAAUGGCUGCGGAAGUUGGAAAUUCAACAGAGGCAAUGCUAUGAAGCCUGGCAAGAGACAACUGGCGUUCCUAGCAUCAAGGUAGAAAGUAAACCUGGCAAAAAGGACAAGGAUUGCAAGAUACCCAGCAAAAAGGUUAAGAAUUGCAGGACACCAAGCAAAAAAGGCAAGCCAGCCAGCGAAGGGAAUGAUAAAAGUAGAAGCAGGAACAAGAAAAAGAUACCCGGCUGGUGGUCCCUGCUGCCCUUCAGCUGCGGCUGGGACCUCGCCCACGAUUCCAGCUGCCAGGACGUGCCACACCGCAAGAAGAGUUCGUGAUUUGCCUUUUGCGCCCCAGAGCGGGCGCAUCAACUUUUUCGACCAGCCUGCACUUUGAUUUCGAUUUCCAAUGCCAGCACCGCCUGCACCGCAAUUAAAUUCGUCUGCAGACACAACUCUCGACAAGUGCCAGUUGCCAGUUGCCAAAGUUGCAUCCUGCGGCUGACAAGUGGCUUCGCUGAAAGGGCGAGUCUGAUUCGCUUAGCCCAGGCACGGCCUAAUUUGAUGAAUUCGUCAAGUGCCAGCUCGAAGAGCAAGUUUUAGGCGCCAAUUGAAAUCGGCGAGAGUCUUGAAGUUGGCCUUCAGUUCAAAAAGCCAUCGAGUUGAUGAACUUUACACAAUAAACAGGAUAGGGAUUAAAGUUUUGGUUUUUCGUUGUAUUGAAAUGACUUUAAAUACCGGAAGUUAAAUUAAAUCAGUUGCCGAAACGAGAA